AUGGUGAAUAAUAAGACAUUGAUGGUGGUCGUCCUCCUAAACAUCUUUGUGACAGGAAGUCAAACAAAAGGAGAACAAGACACUGGAUCACAUCAUAAAGAUUCUGCACUUGAUAAACUCACAGUUUCUCAAGAGCAGAUCUUUAUUUCAGGCAGCGAUGUGACUUUACGGUGUGGCAAUCUCACUUCUGUCAAAUGGAAUGAAUUAAUUUAUAUAAUCUGGAACAUCAGCCUGCAGGACAAAAAAUGUAGAGUUGGUGUGUCACCCAAGCUGGACGACACAUGCAAUGAUGGAAAGAAGCUGGAAAACACAGCAGAUGGAGUUUCUCUAUUCAUUCCCAAGAUUUCAGUUGAAGAUGAAGGGCUUUACUUUUGUGAUUUAUCAUAUAAAGAUGGAAGCUAUGCACUAAAUGUGUCUGUAAGCGUUACCAAUGUUUCAACCAAGCAGGACAGUGAAAACAAUCAAAGGAUUGCUGUCUGUAAUUCCAAAUAUAAAAUGAAAGCACCCACUCUUCAUUGGGAACCUGCCGUGAACUUUUCCUCCAGUUCUGUAAAGAAGCUUGGGAGGUUUUUUAUGCUGGAGAAUAAAGUAUAUCUGCCGGAAGAUCUCAACAUUAGUGAGCUCACCUGUGUGGCCACAUACACGUCUAAGUCCGGCUCUGUGCAGCACAAGAGCACACUUCUUCUUACAGGAAUAACAUUUUGUCUCAGAAUGGAAGAAGAAACACCCACAAAGAGAUGUUAAAAUAUGGACGAUAAACAGGAUGUGGACGACAAACGAAAAGAAAGUAUAUUGGAGGAUGUACCUGAGAACUGCUAACAUCAUUUCAACACAGAGCAUCUUAAGAAUUAAAGCAAAAGCACCAAAUAGUGCCUUAAAAAGUUUCCUUUAUCCUCUUAAUUUAAUUUUUUUUGUCUGUA
This is a messenger RNA of Carassius auratus (goldfish), 920 nucleotides long. RefSeq lists its product as uncharacterized. The transcript is spliced from 5 exons. Gene Ontology annotation, biological process: regulation of neuroinflammatory response. NCBI's taxonomy places the organism in Eukaryota, Metazoa, Chordata, Actinopteri, Cypriniformes, Cyprinidae. Bases 1 to 744 code for a protein of 247 amino acids. Gene Ontology annotation, molecular function: signaling receptor activity. The record is from RefSeq and is a predicted model, not a curated record.